This is a messenger RNA of Penicillium argentinense, 1596 nucleotides long. RefSeq lists its product as uncharacterized. Gene Ontology annotation, cellular component: plasma membrane. Bases 1 to 1596 code for a protein of 531 amino acids. The record is from RefSeq and is a predicted model, not a curated record. Gene Ontology annotation, molecular function: ferric-chelate reductase activity. Gene Ontology annotation, biological process: intracellular iron ion homeostasis; iron ion transport; copper ion import. NCBI's taxonomy places the organism in Eukaryota, Fungi, Ascomycota, Eurotiomycetes, Eurotiales, Aspergillaceae. The transcript is spliced from 7 exons.
AUGGAAACCGACUCGAAAAUGAGCUCUAAAGAAGUCCGUUUGGCUGCCAAUAUCGGGAGGAAUAAAUACUUUGCGAUUACUUUCGGAGCAAUCAUGGUGGUAUUCAUUGCUUGUUACUGGUAUUACGCAGCAUAUAUGAGAUUUGGGUCGCGAAGCCAUGGGCCACUUAUGCAGAAACUAUUGCAGCGUCGUCGCGCUGGAGCACGAUUUCUGAGCAAAAGUACCUUUGGUCUGCACCGGGAGAGGUGGAUAUUGUAUCUCAUCUACUGGGCUGUCAAUCUCAUUCUUGCUUUGACUGACGUUGACUUGACAAAUCUAAAAUAUGUUGCAAAACGUUUUGGCUGGAUGUCCGUGGCAAACUUCGUUCUACUAGUGUUCCUCGCCCUCAAGAAUACCCUCCUUGCGCCUCUAUCCGGACACUCCUACGAGAAAUUGCGUCCGCUGCACAAGACUGCAGGCUACACUUGCAUUGUGACCACAAUGCUGCAUGCUAGUAUAUAUCUGAGCUCAUAUGGGCUUUCUGGAGAUCUUGACAACAUGCGCGAGACGAGUAACAUUGCGGGUGGAAUUGCUGGACUGGCCAUGGUGAUCAUUGGUUUCUCAACCAUAACAUGGCUAGCCCGAAACUAUUAUGAAGCUUUCUAUGCCAUUCACAUCUCGAUGUUUUUUCUUAUCAUCGUCAUGGUCGGGAUGCAUCGACCCGACUUUGCUACAUCCACAUUGAUUAUUAUAAUCUUCACGGCAUGCUUGUGGCUUGCCGAUCGACUCUUACGGCUCGGCAAGCUAUGCUGGAAUUACUUCGGAAAUUAUGCCACUAUCACACCGAUGGCUGAUGGGGCAGUUCGAGUGAAACUUCACCGCCGUCUUCCCUGUACACCAGGAUCGCAUGCUUUUCUAUGGAUGCCGUCAAUACGCGUUUUCGAGACCCACCCAUUCACUCUCGUGAGUGCCGACCCUGCUGAAUUUCUUAUUCGGCAGUAUAACGGGUACACCCGGUCUCUGUACAAGGCCGCACAGGCACAACCGGGGAAGGUUAUUCGAUGUUCGGUCGACGGGCCCUACGGCCAGGUGCCCGAUUUCAUGAAUUUUGAUCGGGUUAUCUUGAUUGCUGGUGGAAGCGGCGCCACAUUCACCAUUUCGAUUGCCUUGAAUAUGAUCAGAGACGCUGCCGCUGCUAACGUGAGCAAGACUGUUGAUUUUAUCUGGGCAGUCAAACAUUCAGAAUCGCUCAGAUGGUUUGAGCAAGAGCUACAGGAGCUGCAGGAUAGCUCCCGUGUGAAUUUUCUCGUAUAUGUCUCUAGAGAUGAUCCUGGCUCGGAUUCCUCAAGCCUGGAUUCAACUGGAUUGAUUGGAGACCUAGAGAAGAGCAAAGAAGGGAUAACGGGCCAGACAAUUCAUCUAGUUGGUGUCCGCAAAGGGCGUCCGGACAUACCGAACCUCGUCGCAUAUUGCAUUUCUCAAUGUGGUAUAGAGAGUCGCAUUGGUGUGGGCGCCUGCGGCCCAGCUCAAAUGAUCAAAGCGAUUCGAGAAACCGUUUCAAAGGAGACCUAUGACAAAGGACCUUCUACUACUUUGCAUACUGAAGUAAGUUGCUAA